CAACAGAUAAUUCGUGUCCAGUCCCCGGAUGGUGUCAAGAGGAUCACAGCAACAAAGAGAGAGACAGCUGCAGUGUUUCUGAAAAAGGUUGCAAAGGAGUUUGGCUUCCAGAAUAAUGGCUUCUCAGUUUACAUCAAUAGAAACAAGACUGGAGAGAUAACAGCAUCAUCCACCAAGUCCCUCAACCUGCUCAAAAUCAAGCAUGGCGACCUCUUGUUCCUGUUCCCCUCGAGCCUUGCCGGACCCUCAUCUGAGAUGGAGACGUCCGCCCCCCCGGGGUUAAAGGCCCUGGGUGCCCCCAGUGUGGUGGAGGAUGAGAUUGACCAGUACCUCAGCAGGCAGGAUGGCAAGAUUUACCGGAGCCGCGACCCGCAGCUAUGCCGACACGGCCCUUUGGGGAAAUGUGUGCACUGUGUUCCUCUAGAGCCAUUCGAUGAGGACUACCUAAACCAUCUCGAACCACCCGUGAAGCACAUGUCUUUCCACGCCUACAUCCGAAAGCUGACCGGAGGGGCCGACAAGGGGAAGUUCGUUGCUCUGGAGAACAUCAGUUGCAAGAUUAAAUCAGGGUGCGAGGGGCAUCUUCCAUGGCCUAACGGCAUCUGUACGAAGUGCCAGCCAAGCGCCAUCACCCUGAACAGACAGAAAUACAGACACGUGGACAACAUCAUGUUUGAGAAUCACACAGUUGCUGAUCGCUUCCUUGACUUCUGGAGGAAGACAGGGAACCAGCAUUUCGGGUACUUGUACGGACGGUACACUGAGCACAAAGACAUUCCUCUGGGCAUCAGGGCCGAAGUAGCGGCCAUUUACGAGCCCCCGCAGAUUGGUACACAGAACAGCUUGGAGCUUCUUGAAGACCCGAAAGCCGAGGUGGUGGAUGAAAUCGCUGCCAAGCUUGGCCUGAGGAAGGUCGGCUGGAUAUUCACAGACCUCGUCUCGGAAGACACCCGGAAGGGGACAGUCCGAUACAGUCGGAAUAAGGACACCUAUUUCCUGAGUGCAGAAGAAUGUAUCACUGCAGGAGACUUCCAGAAUAAGCAUCCCAACAUAUGUCGGCUCUCUCCAGACGGACACUUUGGAUCCAAGUUUGUCACUGCAGUGGCUACAGGUGGUCCCGACAACCAGGUCCACUUUGAAGGGUACCAGGUAUCCAAUCAGUGCAUGGCGCUGGUCCGUGACGAGUGCCUGCUGCCGUGCAAGGAUGCCCCCGAGCUCGGCUACGCCAAGGAGUCCAGCAGCGAGCAGUACGUGCCUGAUGUGUUUUAUAAGGACACAGACAAGUUUGGCAACGAGAUCACCCAGCUGGCCCGCCCCCUGCCCGUGGAGUAUCUGAUCAUAGAUAUCACAACAACUUUCCCCAAGGACCCAGUUUAUACUUUUUCUAUUUCGCAAAAUCCAUUUCCUAUUGAAAACCGGGAUGUGUUGGGUGAGACACAGGACUUCCAUAGUUUGGCCACCUAUUUGUCCCAGAAUACCUCGUCCGUGUUCUUGGAUACCAUCUCGGAUUUCCACCUCCUGCUGUUUUUGGUCACCAAUGAGGUCAUGCCUCUGCAGGACAGCAUCAGCUUGCUGCUGGAGGCCGUGAGGACCAGAAAUGAGGAGCUUGCGCAGACAUGGAAGAAGUCGGAGCAGUGGGCCACCAUCGAGCAGCUUUGCAGCACAGUCGGGGUACAGCUCCCAGGCCUCCACGAGUACGGCGCUGUCGGGGGCUCCUCUCACGCCGCCACGGCCGCCAUGUGGGCCUGUCAACACUGCACCUUCAUGAACCAGCCGGGCACCGGCCACUGCGAGAUGUGCAGCCUCCCCAGGACCUAGGGCUUCCGGCCCCUGCUGGCAGGACUGGGCCCACCCCAGCCCUCUCUGACCAGGAUCGUUGGGACCGUUCCCACGCCGGCAGCCCCAAAGGCAGGGCGGGGGUGGCUGCCCUGGAAGAGGGGCCAGGCUGGUGCUCUGCUGGCUGGAACCAGUCCCCCAGUGGGGCCCGGGCGGCCUCCUCUGGACGCCUCGGGUGCCAGCCCCCACUGCUGGGAGGACUGGCGCCUCUAACUUCACCUGGAAUGGAGGGGCAGGAGCACCUGCUGCUGCCAUCGGCUUUCUUUCUCCUUCCUUUGGAUGCUUUUUGUUCUUGCUCCUCCCGUGGUUUUGGUUGGGGGCUCUUGCUGGCCUCUGUACCCUGAUGCUCUGGGGCAGACCCUGCCUGCUGCGGCCACAGGCUCACUGGCCUCCCGUCUGCUUGAUCCGCAGGUUAACUUGCUGCCUACCCUUCUUCCUGUCCCCACCUGACAUCCAGGUGGGGGUUUAAAGUCGGAAUUGGUUGUAAUAACAGUUAUCAGUAAUUCCUGCCCGGAAGACUUUUAUUUAUUAUUUUUUUAAGAUGAAAACUGCAUAAAAGGGGAGUGAGACUAGUUUCCACUUCCUUCCCUCUAGUGAGUCCCUGUGGGUGUGUGCAGGGUGGGUGAGUGUGGACGGGGACCCACAGUCACUUCUUGGAAGUAAACCUCAGUGCCUGAGACUUUUCUGCCAAGCUGUAUAGCUGCGGCAGCUGCAGACGCGGGCCAUCUGAGCAGGAGCGCAGCAGCGGCUCCUGCCAGGCAAACGGCCGAUACCGCUGGCCAGGCCUGCACAGGGUGAGCUGGGUUGCCCAGGACCAGAAGCUCCGGUCGCCUUCGCCCCAGACACCGUUCUUUCCCAUGGCCCAGCCCAGCCCCUGGUCUGUGGCACAGUGACGGAGCCAUUGAGACCUGCCCAACUGAGGGAGUAGGGGCUUUUGGCCUGUUGUGAGGCCACUUGGGCCUGCUGUGGGGACAUUGGAAAGUGGCCACUGUGCUGAUGGUGUGAGGUCUGGGUGGUAGUCAGACCUUGCGCAUGUGCUCUGGGCUCCCUGAAUUUCCUCUGGCUGGGCUGUCGUCGGGCCCUUCCCUAGGGACUUGUGGGCACGCUGAUGCCUCUUUGCCUUAACAAGAGCCGUGUCUCCAAGCUGCCCCGAACCCAUGCGAGAGGCCGGCCCAGAUAACAGAAUGUGCUUGGGGACUUCAUGUCUGCCCUGGGGUGGGGGCAGGCCUGUGCAGAGAGCACUGGGUGUUGGCUUCUGCCAUGCAUGGUCCACAGGCACAGACUGGUCUGCUCUCGGGGCCACGGCAGAACAGCUGGUCCAGAGGGCAGGAGGGCCAGAGCAGCCCGUCUGCAGCACAGCCCGCUACCCAGGACUGUCUGGCCGCACCCCUAGGAACACUGGCUGAGCUCGGCCUCUGUUUGGUCCCUGCAGUACGAUGUGAGGCUGCAGGUGGGCCUUGUGCGUGGCCUUUGUUCCCCGGCGCCGCGGGGAGGCCAGAGGUGCCGCUUGCUCUGUCUUCACCCACCCAGCUAGUUCCUUUCAGCCAAUAUUCUCUCAAGUUCUGGCAUCCGCACCGUUCGUUUGUUUCCUUCUGUCUUUUAGCUAAAGAAAAAGCGUGAUUUCUCUGCUUCUGGUUCUGAGUCACUCUGUUCAGUAAUGCACUUUAUUUUAUUGUCCAAAGAGUUGAGCUCAGCGAGGGGUUGGGAGCGCCCUGCCAACUGGCGGGUCUGGGCCCAGGCAGCUCAGCCUCACUCUGCGCAGGGGAAGGGCCCCCCGAGUUCCACCUGCCUCCUACCUGCCCUCGCGUGGACACGACCUCUCAUGCCACCAGACGCCGUAGCCCAGCAAGGGGUGGCUGAGCGCACACCUGCCCUGGUGAACACAGUGGCUGCCUGGCCUCUAUCAUUCUGCUCCUGGUGCUCCCACUUCGGCUCUGCUGGGGGCUCAUGGGUGUGCGUUGGCCGGGCUUGCGUGAGCGUUACCUGGACUCCAGCCCUGCAGUGCAACUAAUAAAAGCACCUGAAGCGA
Messenger RNA from Hipposideros armiger (great roundleaf bat), 3865 nucleotides. It is a transcript of the gene NPLOC4, whose product is annotated as NPL4 homolog, ubiquitin recognition factor. Gene Ontology annotation, molecular function: ubiquitin binding; ubiquitin protein ligase binding. NCBI's taxonomy places the organism in Eukaryota, Metazoa, Chordata, Mammalia, Chiroptera, Hipposideridae. Gene Ontology annotation, cellular component: nucleus. The transcript is spliced from 16 exons. The record is from RefSeq and is a predicted model, not a curated record. Gene Ontology annotation, biological process: ubiquitin-dependent protein catabolic process. The annotation marks the transcript as partial.